AUGAGAGAAAAGCUACUAAAGAGUUGGAAAGAACUUGACAAUCUUAAAGAACAGAUAGAAAGAGAGAAGAAUGAAAUAGAAGAAUUGAAAACCAAUGUGUUAAAAGACAAACUGCUUCUUGAGCAAAAAGAAACAGAAAUUAAUGAACAAAACCAAAUUUUGGUGGAAAGUUUGAAUGAAAUAGAAAGCGAUAGAACACGUCUGGAAGAUAUGAAUUUGAAACUUGAUUUGCAGAGGCAAGAUAUUGAGGAAACCAAAGCCAUUCUCGAGAAAGAGAAAAAUGAUCUCGAAAAGAACAAGAUGAAUUUGAAGGGAAGAGAGAUGGAAUUGCAACUGCAGAUACAAGAAUUGGAAAAUCUAGAUAAACUUAAGAUGAGAUUAUCACAUGAAAGAGAACAAUGUAGGAUCAUUGUUGAAGAAACAAAUGAACAGAAAAAUGCCUUGGAAAAGAUGGCUGUUGACCUAGACAUGCAAAAGAUAGACAUAGCAAAAACCAAAGCAGUUCUAGAACAAGAGAAAAGUGAUCUCGAAAUAAACAAGAUGCAUUUGGAGGAAAGAGAGAAGGAAUUGCAACUGCAGAUACAAGAAAUGGGAAAUACUGUCAGGAACAAGAUGAAGAAAGAGAGAGAAGAACUCGAUCAGUCAAAGAAAGAUAUUAACUUGCAGAAAAAAGAUCUUGAAGAGCAAAGGUCUAUAAACAACAAUCUGAAAAAUGAACUAGAAGAAAUGCAGGUGAAGCUGAACGUGGAACAAGAAGCCAUGGCUUUUGAAAAGAAAGAGAUACAGAAUGAAAAGAACAAGUUUGACCAAGAGAAAAAUGAUCUUGAAAAGAAAAAGUUGGAUUUGGAAGGAAGAGAGAUGGAAUUUCAAUUGAAAAUCAGAAGUCAGUUGGAAAAAGAAGAAAGUGACAAACUGGCAAUGGAAGAACAGCGAAACACCUUGGGAAAAGAAAGGAGUAAAAUCAACCAACAAAUAGAUGAGAUUGAAAAUGAGAGAAAAGCUACUAAAGAGUUGGAAAGAACUUGACAAUCUUAAAGAACAGAUAGAAAGAGAGAAGAAUGAAAUAGAAGAAUUGAAAACCAAUGUGUUAAAAGACAAACUGCUUCUUGAGCAAAAGGAAACAGAAAUUAAUCAACAAAACCUAAUUUUGGUGGAAAGUUUGAAUGAAAUAGAAAGCGAUAGAACACGUCUGGAAGAUAUGAAUUUGAAACUUGAUUUGCAGAGGCAAGAUAUUGAGGAAACCAAAGCCAUUCUCGAGAAAGAGAAAAAUGAUCUCGAAAAGAACAAGAUGAAUUUGGAGGGAAGAGAGAUGGAAUUGCAACUGCAGAUACAAGAAUUGGAAAAUCUAGAUAAACUUAAGAUGAGAUUAUCACAUGAAAGAGAACAAUGUAGGAUCAUUGUUGAAGAAACAAAUGAACAGAAAAAU
This is a messenger RNA of Silurus meridionalis, 1426 nucleotides long. Its product is annotated as myosin-2 heavy chain-like. The coding region runs from base 1 to 1026 and encodes 341 amino acids. The transcript has a single exon. The record is from RefSeq and is a predicted model, not a curated record. Lineage: Eukaryota; Metazoa; Chordata; Actinopteri; Siluriformes; Siluridae.